GGAGGACGCUUCCGGGCCUUUCUGACCCGGGAACGAAGCGCCGGGCGGGCGCAGGGUGUGCUGCCGGCCGCCCGGCCCCGAUUGCUUCUGCCGGAACCCCGCCCAGGACCUGAGGGUCAGGAAACUUCGAAAAGACCUGAGAUUGCGGGCGCUUGGCUCCUAAACAGCCCCGAGCCCCACGGCACAGGCCAGAGACGAGAGGCGGCCGCCCGGCUCCAAGAUGGCGCCCACAGCAGCUGCCAGAUGCCAAGAUGGCGGCGCGGGGCCGCGCCCGCGCUCCCGAACUCUCCUUCCCAAACCUUCCUCCGGUAAGGAGCGCGACUCGCGUCGCUGUGCGCCGGUUGUCUUUCGGCCUGGGUGGUGCGGCCGCUGCCCGCCGCGCACCAUGCGGCUCCUUGGCUGGUGGCAGGUACUGCUGUGGGUGCUGGGGCCUCCCGCCCGCGGCCAGGAGGUUGCAGAGAAAAGAGGUCACUUAUGGUCAGAGGAGCAGCCUGCUUACCCAUUCCAGGUGGAGGCUGGGUACAUGAAUGAGGAGGUGCCUUCCCGUGACCCAGUGGGCCAGGACCUGUCUGCAGAAGAGGCCGAGGCAGUGCUGGGGCUGGACGCUGAUGGUGAACACAUGGUAAUGUUAUCUGUGAUUCCUGGGGAAGCCGAGGACAAACUGAGCCCAGAGCCCAGCGGCGGCACCUGCAGGGCUGGAGGGGAGGAGGACUCGAGGUGCAACCCCCGGGAGAGCCUCUUCUCUCUGGACAGCGCUGGAGCCAGCUUCCCGGAGAGAGAAGAGGAGUACUACGCAGAGCCCGAAGUGGUGGAAUCUGACCCCCCACCGACAGAGGACGCCAACACCACCGAAAGUCUGAAAUCCCCGAAGGUGAACUGCGAGGAGAGAAAUGUGACAGGAUUAGAAAAUUUCACUCUGAAAAUUUUAAAUAUGUCACAGGACCUUAUGGAUUUUCUCAACCCAAACGGUAGUGACUGCACUCUAGUCCUGUUUUACACCCCUUGGUGCCGAUUUUCUGCCAGUUUGGCCCCUCAUUUUAACUCUCUGCCCCGGGCGUUUCCAGCUCUUCACUUUUUGGCACUGGAUGCAUCUCAGCACAGCAGCCUUUCUACGAGGUUUGGCACUGUAGCUGUUCCUAACAUCUUGUUAUUUCAAGGGGCUAAACCAAUGGCUAGAUUUAAUCAUACAGACCGAACAUUGGAAACGCUGAAGAUCUUCAUUUUUAACCAGACAGGUAUAGAAGCCAAGAAAAAUGUGGUGGUAACUCAAGCUGACCAAAUAGGUCCUCUUCCCAGCACUUUGAUAAAAAAUGUAGACUGGUUGCUUGUAUUUUCCUUAUUCUUUUUAAUUAGUUUUAUUAUGUAUGCUACCGUUCGAACUGAGAGUAUUCGAUGGCUAAUUCCAGGACAAGAGCAGGAACAUGCGGAGUAGUGAUAGACUCAAAGGAGAGUUGGAAAGAAGAAUUUCAAUCCUUCAUUUCAGAAAUUAAUGCUGCAAUUUCAUACAUUUUCUCCAGUGAAGCGCUGACUUACAACUUCAGUCAGAUUGAAAGAAUCAUGUGUUUGUUGAACUAUUGAAUGUGUAAAAAAAUUAUAAACUGGUGUUUCUAACUAGUAUUGUAAUAAGCAAAUGCAAAAAUAUUCCAUAACAUUCAGUAAAAAUUCUUGUUUUUACUACUUGAACAUUACCCAGUACUUAAGGGAGUAAUCCAGUUUGACAUGUGAAGAUGUAUUCUGGUGGAAUAGUGAGUAGAAUGACAGUAUGCUUACUAUAUAGAAGCAGAAAUAGGACUUUCAGAUUAUAGUUUUAGAAAACUCUUGAUUUCUUGUAUAUGUCUAAGAAAGUUGGUUUUCUAUUCAUUUGCCAUUUCUCUCCCAGAGUCAGUAAGCAGGAAAGUGUUCUUUUAUGGGAAGAAUAAUUAGGAUCAAUAAGUGUGCCCUUUCAAGUAGCAACCAAUGGGAAAAUAGAGUCAAAUACCUUGGUGUUCAUGAUCUCUGAUUUCACUGAAAGCAUUUGAAGUGGUUUAAGAAGUUGUUUCUGGGUAAGGCAGAUAUUAAUCAGCAUGUACUAAUUAAACCUUAAAAUGUUCUUGGAAUUGUGCUACGUUUAGUGAGAGUCAAAAGAAAUAUAAAGUACUGUUGUUGCCCACAAGUUGAUUCUAGUCUAGUUUAGGAUACAUGUAAAAAAGAGAUAACAUGUAGUUUACAUAAACUUUUUGAAAAGCUGUUUCUAAAAGAUCCCUUAAAUUCAGAUAUGACAGCUGACUACAUAAUGAUAAACUACUUUUAUACUGAUCAUUUCCAGAGCUUUAGAUAGAAUAGUUCAUAAGGCAUCCUAAAUUCUAUGAAAAUAGAACCUUAGAUGAGUCUCCUUCUCAGAGUGUAACAUUGGUUGAGAGUUUACAAUGUUAUGUGUCAUGCUGUGGACAGCUCUGGCUGGGGUAGUCACUGGCAGGAGGGGACCAUAGCUCAGAACAGUACCAUUAUUAUUUCCAUUUUACAAAUGAGCAAACAGGCAUAUUGAGGUUAAAUAACUUACCUAGGUUACAUACACAGUACAUUGAUGAAGCUGGGAUUUGAACCUUCACGUGUAUGUUUAUCUGUACGUAUAAGAAACCUCUAGUUAUUCCAUCUCUUAUAAUAAUAACCAACAUUUGAAUAUGA
Messenger RNA from Mesoplodon densirostris (Blainville's beaked whale), 2664 nucleotides. RefSeq names its product thioredoxin domain containing 15 (gene TXNDC15). Lineage: Eukaryota; Metazoa; Chordata; Mammalia; Artiodactyla; Ziphiidae. The transcript has 5 exons. Gene Ontology annotation, biological process: cilium assembly. Gene Ontology annotation, cellular component: cilium. Bases 221 to 1432 code for a protein of 403 amino acids. The record is from RefSeq and is a predicted model, not a curated record.